AUGUCUGCUUUUUCAAACGUCAAUCAAAUGGAAAACAGCCCAAAUGGUGCCCUUCUCGAAGAACAAUCCACCCCGAAACCCACUCCAGAACAAGACGAGUCGCUGCUCCUCAACACCGAUCUCCCAAUCUUCCUAGCGGAACCCCAAAACGCCUUCGUCGUCAAAAAUCGCCCGGCGACGCUACAGUGUCGUGCUGCACAUGCUCUUAGUCUAUACUUUAAGUGCAAUGGAGCUAAAAAAGUAGAAACUGUCGAAAAUUGGUUCGUGGACCCUCAGACCGGCGUGCGAAUCUUCGAAGCGGAUGCGAACGUUACUCGUGAUAUGGUCGAGGAGUUUUUCGGUAAAGAGAAAUUUAAGUGCGAAUGUUAUGCGUGGAGUGGAAGGGGUAGUAUCAAGAGCCAGCCUGCUACUGUAGAAGUUGCAUGGCCAGUAUAUAAUGAUGCACCUUAUAAUAUUUCGGCUUCUCCCUUAACAGAAUCGCAAGUUACCAAUAAUCUACAAUCAACAUCGGGUACACAACAUAUUGUUCGCACUAAAAAUCUUGAGAAUACGCACUCACCAACAAGCGUAAUAGAUUUUGAAGGAGGCAGUUCAGAUGAGUAUAAUCCUAGUGACGAAGAGGAUGAUGAAAUCAACAAUGCACUUACCACUACAACUAUUUCAACUAGACAAAAAGCCAGAUGGAGAAAAUCAUGA
Molecule: messenger RNA, 696 nt
Organism: Diabrotica balteata
Lineage: Eukaryota; Metazoa; Arthropoda; Insecta; Coleoptera; Chrysomelidae
Source: the annotation of a GenBank genome assembly